GAAAAUAAGAUACAAGUCCAUUAUUCCUAGAGACACUGCAGCUGUUCAACUCCUCUGCUUUUAUAGGCAGGGUCUUCAUGAAUGCUAAGAGAGGUUACCAGCUCCUCUUCUCUGUUAGAAGAAAUCAGAAUGACCAAGAUAUCAUUGGGCGUCUCUAUGAAAGGAAUCUGUAUCUGUAUCAAGAUGCUCUGAAGAAUAGCUUCCACCUUUAGUGCUACAUAAUGACUAACAUCUUCCAUUUUAUUAUUAUCUUCACAUUGAUACUUGAGAUCAGAGCCCAAUUAUCUUAUGAAAGUGAAUUUUUAGUUGACAGGUCAAAUAGAGGUCUUACCAAUGUUCCCAAAGACCUGCCCUUGCAAACAACAAUCUUAAAUACAUCACAAAAUUCUAUAUCUGAGCUUCAAACUUCUGACAUCUCAUCACUGGCAAAGCUGAGGACUUUGAUACUUUCUUAUAACAGAAUUCAGCAUCUCAAUAUCAGUGUUUUCAAAUUCAACCAGAAAUUGGAAUACUUGGAUUUGUCCCACAAUGAGUUAGGCAAAAUUUCUUGCUACUCUACUGUGAAUUUCAAGCACUUGGACCUCUCAUUUAAUGCAUUUGAUGCCCUGCCCAUAUGCCAAGAGUUUGGCAAUAUGUCUCAACUAAAAUUUCUGGGGUUGAGUGCCACACAGUUAGAAAAAUCUAGGGUGUUACCCAUUGCUCAUUUGAAUAUCAGUAAGGUUUUGCUGGUCUUAGGAGACUUUUAUGGGGGAAAAGAAGACCCCCAGAGCCUUCAAGACUUCAACACAGAGAGUCUGCACAUUGUUUUCCCCACAAAAAAGGAAUUCCAUUUUAUCUUGGACCUGUCAGUUAGGAGUGUAGUAAGUCUAGAGUUGUCUAAUAUCAAAUGUGUGCUAGAUGAUAAUGAAUGUUCUUAUUUCCCAAAUGCUCUGACAAAACUUCAGAUGAAUCCAAGGUUAACAAAUCUUACUUUAAACAAUAUCGAAACAACUUGGAAUUCCUUCAUUGGGAUCCUCCAGUUGGUUUGGAAUACAACCAUUGAGUAUUUCUCGAUUUCAAAUGUGAAACUACAGGGUCAACUGAACUCCGGAGAUUUUAAUUAUAGUGGCACGUCCAUAAAGGCCUUGUCUAUACACCAAGUUGUCAGUGAUGUGUUCAGUUUUCCGCAGAGUCAUAUUUAUAAAAUCUUUUCUAAUAUGAACAUCGAAUAUUUCACAGUGUCUGGCACACGCAUGAUCCACAUGCUUUGCCCAUCCCAAAUUAGCCCAUUCCUGUAUCUGGAUCUUUCCAAUAAUCUCUUAACAGACACAGUUUUUGAAAGUUGUGGAAGCUUGACUGAUUUGGAGACACUUACUUUACAAAGGAAUCAAUUAAAAGAACUUGCAAAAAUAGUUACUAUGACCAAAGAAAUGAAGUCUCUCCAACAGCUGGAUAUUAGCCAGAAUUCUGUAAGGUAUAAUGAAAAUGGAAGAAAUUGCUCUUGGACUAAAAGUUUGUUGAGAUUAAAUAUGUCUUCAAAUAUACUCACCGACUCUGUUUUCAGGUGUUUACCUCCCAGGAUCAAGGUACUUGAUCUUCACAAAAACAGAAUAAGCAGCAUUCCCAAGGGUAUCACCUGUCUGGAGGCUUUGCAAGAACUCAAUGUUGCUUUCAAUUCUUUAACCGACCUUCCUGGGUGUGGCACUUUGAGCAGCCUUUUGGUGCUGAUCAUUGAUCAUAAUUCCGUUUCCCACCCAUCAGUGGAUUUCUUCCAGAGCUGCCAAAAGAUUAGGUCCAUAAAAGCAGGGAACAAUCCAUUCCAAUGCACCUGCGAGCUAAGAGAAUUUGUCAAAAAUCUAGGCCAGGUAUCAAGUGAAGUGCUAGAGGGCUGGCCUGAUUCUUAUAAGUGUGAUUACCCUGAAAGCUACAAGGGAACCCCACUCAAGGACUUUCAUGUGUCGCAAUUGUCCUGCAACACAGCUCUGCUGAUCACCACCAUUGGGGCCAUCGUGCUGGUGUUGGCUGUGACCGUGACUUUCCUCUGCAUCUACCUGGAUCUGCCCUGGUAUCUCAGGAUGGCGAACCAGUGGACCCAGACCCGGAGCCAGGCCAGGAACACACCCUUAGAGGAACUCCAAAAAACUCUCCAGUUUCAUGCUUUUGUUUCAUAUAGUGGGCACGAUUCUAACUGGGUGAAGAAUGAAUUACUACCAAACCUAGAAAAAGAAAAUAUACAGAUUUGUCUCCAUGAGAGAAACUUUGUUCCUGGCAAGAGCAUUGUGGAAAACAUCAUCAACUGCAUUGAGAAGAGUUACAAGUCCAUCUUUGUUCUGUCUCCCAACUUUGUUCAGAGUGAGUGGUGCCACUAUGAACUCUACUUUGCCCACCACAACCUCUUCCAUGAAGGAUCUAAUAACUUAAUCUUGAUCUUGCUGGAGCCUAUUCCACAGUACUCUAUCCCUAGCAGCUAUCACAAGCUCAAAACUCUCAUGGUCCGAAGGACUUAUUUGGAAUGGCCCAAAGAGAAGAGUAAGCAUGGACUUUUUUGGGCUAACCUAAGAGCAGCCAUUAACAUUAAGUUGAUGGAGCAAGCAAAAAAAAUAGAUCACACACAGAGCUAAAAAUAUUCAUCUUGUCAAUGUUGCCGUCCUGGGAAGUUCCAACAAUGACCUUAUUUUGCAUCAACACAAAUCUAAACACAAUUUUGAGUUUAUGAUGUAGAUUAAAAUGUGUACUUCCAGGCCCAAGUUCAUAAUUUAUAUGAGGUAAUAAAAAUUAAUGAAAUAAUAUAAUUUUGAUUUACACAGUUGGUUAAUUUCUGACACUUGAGGGAUUCACCUAUAUCUUUGCUAUAAUUGAAUUCACUGAAUUUAUUAUAAAAUCAAGAGAAGCACUUGGUUGUCUUCAGUGAUGUAUGUUUCUGUGCACCAGGGUCAAUGUUAGAAAACUCUAUGAUUUUAUGCCUAUAGCUGGUUUCUAGAAGAGAUUUCUACAGCAGCCGAUGCCCUCCCCAUUCACACUCAGCCUUUGCCUCUACAUGUAGAAGGCUGCUCAUUGCUAGUGCUGGACACUCUAUGCCUGGAAGAUACUUUUCUGGUCAUGACACCCACACAAAGGGCAAGUCAGAAGUGCCAGAAAGUUGUUCUUGGAAGCAGCUCUCACCCGGUGUCAGAAAGAGAAUUGAUGGAUAAAUACCCCAACUUUCUCACCCAUUUUUUGAGAGAAAGCUGGGUGUACUUUACACUCUCUCUGAGUUCCCCAGUAGGAUAAAAUUUUGGUUGUCCACAGUAGAAAUGGCAUGAUAAAAUAUUGUCUUGGCUUCCUUUCUAUUUUUUUUCUCAUUUACCCAUUCCUCUGUGAGUGUUUUCUGGAAUGACUUCUGAAAUAAACUACUUGCAGUUGAA
This is a messenger RNA of Carlito syrichta (Philippine tarsier), 3383 nucleotides long. It is a transcript of the gene TLR1, whose product is annotated as toll like receptor 1. Bases 222 to 2600 code for a protein of 792 amino acids. The transcript is spliced from 3 exons. Gene Ontology annotation, molecular function: lipopeptide binding; transmembrane signaling receptor activity; Toll-like receptor 2 binding. Gene Ontology annotation, biological process: cellular response to triacyl bacterial lipopeptide; immune response; inflammatory response. Lineage: Eukaryota; Metazoa; Chordata; Mammalia; Primates; Tarsiidae. The record is from RefSeq and is a predicted model, not a curated record. Gene Ontology annotation, cellular component: Toll-like receptor 1-Toll-like receptor 2 protein complex; membrane.